This is a messenger RNA of Megachile rotundata (alfalfa leafcutting bee), 5638 nucleotides long. RefSeq lists its product as uncharacterized. The record is from RefSeq and is a predicted model, not a curated record. Lineage: Eukaryota; Metazoa; Arthropoda; Insecta; Hymenoptera; Megachilidae.
CGCCAGUUAGGCGAGCGUCAGAAUCGCGCGAAUUUCCGCGAGCGAUUCGCCGCUUCGACGCGUCGGAACGCGGUCGAAAAGUACUACGAUUGCCUGCAAUGCGCGGAGCAGUGUCGUCACGUGACCAACGUGGUCCCGAUCAGCAGCAACAACAACAACGCUACCAGCACCAACAACAACAUGAAGCUGGUGAAAAGCACCAAGAACAACCUACUGGCAAAGAGCGGCAUGAACAAUUACCAGGUGACCAAUCCCAUCGGUUCUUCGUCACUGAAGGAGAACACCCGGACCUUGGCUCGUCUGGACGAGAGCAGACCCCUGAAGAACCUCAAAAGCACCAACCUGGCCAGGUCCUUGAAGAACCAACCGCUGCCUUUGACCCCGGCGAAGAAGAGGUCCUCGUUAGCUCGUCCGGUUCGCGUCUACGACUCGUUCUCGCAGCCCAGGAAGCUGAUGCCCGCCAACUACGCCUUCCAGAACCUUCAGAAGACCACCAACGAGUCGACGUACGAGGAGGACGAGCACGAGGAGACCGGCUGGCCUAUACGGCUGAGGCUCGAGCAGAUGCUCGAGCUGACUCUGCCGCAGACCAAGAAGAAGAGGAAGAAGAAGACGUCGAUGAUGCUGAUGAAGCAGCAACAGUCGAACAGGCACGCGUGCAAGGACACGGAGAGGCUGUUGCGCGUCCUCAGCGUGAACAAUGUGGACCAAGAUAAUAGGUACAACGUCACACGGUGUUCUGUCAUGUAGAGACUCACCUAGACCAGCUGGAGACUGGUGCUCGGUGGAGGUGGGCGUGAGAAGCAAGCUUCGAAUCGCUUUAGGUAUGCCUGGCUAGUUGGGGAGUUGCAGGUUCUAUGGAGAGCACGUAGUUAGGAAUUUUGUAUGGUGUGGACCAGGUCCUGUAACUUUAUUGGAGCCCUCUAUAGGGUAGGUGGUAUCCUGGAGAUGCAAUGAGUACUAUGCCCUGUACGCUACACUAGGACCUGGCUCCUAGACACUACACUGUGCACUCCACAACCUGGUCCUAGACACUGGUCCUACUGGUGUAGACUACACUCUACACAGCCACUGUACACUAUAGGUGCCACCUGCUGUACCCCACAGCCUACAGUUUGAGUCCCACACUCCACAUCCUACGCCCUGGGUCCCACACGCCCUAGUCCAAACCCCACGAGUUGAGACCCACAGGUUAUACUCUGCACUCCACAUCCUAUGCUUUGGGUCCCACACGCUCUAGUCCAAAUCCCACGCCCUGAAACCCACAGGCUAUACUCUGCACCCCAUAUCCCAUGUCCUGGGUCCCAUAUGCUCCACUCCAAAUCCUAGAUAUUGUGGUCCUAGUCUACUGGUGUAGACUACACUCUAUACAACCACUGUACACUAUAGGUGCCACCUGCUGUACCCCAUAGCCUACAGUUUGAAUCCCACACUCCACAUCCUACGCCCUGGGUCCCACACGCUCUAAUCCAAAUCUCACGUCCUGAAACCCACCCUAUACUCUGCACCCCAUAUCCCAUGUCCUGGGUCCCACAUGCUCCAAAUCCUACAUAUUGUGGCCCACACUCUACCCCCACAUCCUAGAUCCCAUCCACACCACGGAGGACCAACCCGUUGUACACCCAGAUUCCUAUCGAGUUACACCUAUGAACAAUGGCGCUGCAAGUCUUUCAAGUGGCUCAUAUGUAGGUAACUAACAAGGUUAAAUGAACGAACAUAAGGAACAUCUAAACUGACCAAAACCUGCCCACCCCACGAGCACCGCUUCGCAAUCGAGACCGUUCGAUUUCGAAGGAUUUCCAUUUGGAAGCCGCACAAACGCGUGUUUCCCAUAAGAAAGUUCUUUGUUCAGUGUGACUCGAGUGUUAGUACUUUUCAAUCGCUUGUUGAGUUUGAUAAAGUCGUCCUCCCGGCGACGGGUGAUCGGUGUUUAUAUGGUUUUUAAGAUAGACACAGUUUAAGGGAAUCGAGACCGGGAAUGUACAUCGCAGUUCAAUGAUAUCCGAAAAUGACAGCGCGUUCUAUUUCGUCCACUUGUGAACUGUAUUCGUUUUUAAAAAAGUAUUUCAGAUUUCUAUUCGUAUUUUCUGAAAAAUUAGUUCAGACGCUGUAGUCGCUCUAGAGCCCCAAUCGCAGGGAAAUAUCGGGAUUUUACAGUAAAUAUUUAUUUGUGCAUUUAUUUAUCAUUGUUUCUUCGCUAACUCAUUCAUCGUUCUUUAUUUAAUCCAAACUGGGAUUAUUUAUUUUACUUAUAAUUGUUUAAAUCGAAAUGUUCGGAUAUCAUUCAUAAUCGAUGAGAAAAAUUCGGUUAAACAAAAAUGUGAGGACUAUAGAUCCAAUAGAGGUACUCUUUCGUUAGCUGAUCGUGAAAUAUUACGAAUUUCAUCUCCCCUUUGGCAGAAAACAUUGCAACCUUUUUUUCGUCCACAAAAUUGAUUUUCAUUCGAAAUUUAUUUUGCGAUGUUUUUUGCGGUAUGAAAGGUCGAAUUAAAUAUCGUGAAUCGAAGAUUUUAAGGCUAUACUUGCAUCUUGCAUUCCGUCCCCGAAAGUCGAAGUUUGAACUUAUGAAACUCGUGUGCACUUCAUUUACUCUCCGCUCGCAUGAACACCAUAAAUUUCAUCCGUCUUUCGUUUCAACUGAAGAGGUUUGUCCUGUUGCUGCAAAUUGUUCAAUUAUUUCGCUACGAAGGGAAUGGAAACGAUAAGAGUAUGUUGAUGAUUUAGAAAUUGUACGAAUAAAUGUUAUCGACUGUUGGAAAUCGAAUUGUUGUAAGAAAUAUCGGAUGCCAUUAUUAAAUUUUAGAAACUUGUUUAUCAUUUGACUCCAAAAUAUAUUCUUCUUAAAAUUGUAUUUGUUAUUUCUUACAACGAUUGUUCCAGAAUGGUUCUAUUUCAUAAUGCAAUAUUUUAUCUCAGUGUUGACCAAUCGCGAGAUUUGCAUUUACUUGGUAUGCAUUUACGAGUACUGGACACCUUUGAAGGUAUGUAAUAUUUCUUUUAAAUAAAACAAAAUUGGGACAACGAUUGCCACAAAAAAUUAACCGAGUCUCUGAGAAAGUAAUUCUGCAACAUACGAGAUUUACGUUGAAAUUUAUUGCAUGCCUUCAAAAAUGUUGUACACCUGCAUCCUCGAACCAGAAAAGUAUAUCAAUGUUGAAGAUCUUCAUUCCAGUGUCUUAAAGAGAAGGAAGGUUUAUCUAGAGAAAAGAUUAUUAAAUUUUUCUUGAAUCGGUUGAGAAUAGUAAUUUGCGAAAGUAUAUCUUCCUUAAAGAUAGAAGUCGACAGAUUUUCUUGUCGCUUCUUCUGUCAGUAUGACACUCAAAUGUUGCAUUUCUACAGUCUAAUAAUUUUCAAAGCACCGAAAAGCAUUUGAGGGAAAACGUUCCACACAGUAUUCACGAAUAGAGGAAGAAUCGCAUCAGAAAGCUCCAUCUACUUAUUUUUUCACUGUCCGACGUGAAGUCGCCUCGCGAUAGGCUGAUAUUACUCACUGAUAUGCUUUUUGUCGACAUUAAUCUCAUCGAGUGUAUCCUGUUCCUGCUUAGAAUCCUUGGAUCGUCCACGAUCGCGUCGAACUCGUUCGGGAAACUCGGAAAAUCACCUUUCACUUUAUUAUCCAUUCAAGUCCUGGAAAUCGAUUUUUCUUUUGUCUAUUUUCCCUUGAGAAUACCGAUUUUUCCAUUUCCCCAUUCUUUUCCUGCAGAUUUCACGUCGAUUUUCCUGGGAAUUUUAUGUUGUCGCAAUUCGAAUUGCAAUUUUCCAGGAAAUCUAUGGGGAAAACUUUUUAUUUUCCACUUUUUCAUUUUCCCUUUUUCUUUUUUAUUGUUAAAAUUGCCCGGAAAACCGAAUUUUCCUGAGAAAAUCAGUUUGAAAAAUUAUUUCCACCCUGAGGGGGAUUUGAACUGACGCCCCCGCGGUGUUGAGACUAGUACGCUACCCACUCCGCCAACGCCACAUUACGUAACCUUUGUGUUUUUAAUUUAUUUACUUCACAUCUAAUACCCUGUCACUCUUGUAAUUUACGCGAAAGUAAACACGAAAACUGGUUAAAAUAAACUGACCAAUAACGAAAGUUGAAAAGUUUACGAGUUUCACGAACGAGUUGCUAUGAACACUUCAUGGGAAUCAUGAUAGACUAGGAUUAAGUAUCAGGGAUAACUAUUGUGUUAUUGUACGUUGUAACGCUGCAUAUAUUAUAUUUCAUUAAUAUUAUACGCCACGAUGUAACGAGUGCCCUACUCCUGUUAAACAAAAAAAAAGAAACUGUAUAUCGAAUUAUUAAUUGUACCACUAGUGUGUAAGCUAUUUCCAACUACCAUGCCCAGUAUUUUCUAAGUAUUACGACUAACGCGGCAAGGAUACGUUCGUGUUGUAAACCACUUCCGGUCCGCCAUUUCACCGAACAAUAUUCCCUCUUCUUUGCAAAUUUCUAAUUAACGAAAUCUACUGCCAAGAAGAUACCAUAAAUAUUAUAUAAAAAACAAUACCUAAAAUUGACCAAUGAAAUCUUAACUCAAAUCUCGAAUUUUCUACGAUGGAGCGUCCUCUCUCUAUAUUGCCAUUUUUGCUAGGGAAGUCAACCGUGCUGUACAUUCGGGUGUCAUAGAGAUUUUAUUUUAGUUUCUACACAAUAUAAGGGAAUCUAGGUUGAAUUCUUGCUGAAAUUCCCCUAGAAGAAAUCUCCCUAAUGUCUCUAGAUGUUCCAUAAGGUUUAUAAGCUUCCCAGGACUCCUUUUGCAGACAUCUAACUUUUCAGAGCUAUUUUGAAAUUUUUCUAGAAGUCCCUAGAUUUCUUACAGCUUUUAUAAAAUCGCUAGAGUCCCUAGAAUUCUCUCUGUACUUUUGAGUUUUCUACACUUUCCAAAGAUCUAUAUACUUCACCGAAACUUUUCUUAAUACUUUUAAAAAGUCCCUAGACAUUCCCUAGUCCUAAAAAAUUUUCUAAGAUCAUUCUUUCGGGAUUCUCAAACAUUUCAAAUGUCCCCAAACUGACUCGAUUCUCCACACCUUUCUAAGGGUCCCCAGACUUCAUAAAGUCCCCAGAAUCGAGGUGACGGACCAGUUUGAUUCCGUAAAAUGGCGGGCCGGCAAGCGGCAGAAAAGAUGACGCGAAUCUCGGUAAACUCGAAGCAUCGUGAGUUCGAAAGAGAACAGAAUGUACAAGAGAUUUCAGGAACAGUUUCGUUAAGCUAUACGGUAUGCCAGUGGCUAUGGUUUUAGCUGUGUCUCGUGUGCCAUAACACCUAACGUUUGAUAUGUCUAACGAGUCUAGUCCGUUUACAAGGAAACCUUUCGUACACACCCGAGCAAAUGUGUUUAUCUGAAUUCAUAGACUGCACGAAAUAUAUAUUAUCUAUACAUACUUGGCAGGUUCAUUUACCCGUGUCCCAUAUUCCAUACUCGCGAAUCUAUGACGUCCUCUCUUAACAUAACUACAAAAUAUUUUAGAUUACACGGUUUAAUUAUUUAUUCUGACUGGCUGUUUUUAUCAUCAAAAGAAAUGUUAGAUCCGAAGAAUUUGAAAAAUAACGUUUAUUCUUGAUACAACGCUCGCGAUACACCCUCGGUCGAUCGAUAAAGCACUUGACCUGUCGGGAAUAUAAAAAAUUCGAUACAAGUACACAUAAAAGCUAAUCGA